AUGACUCUGAGUCACAUUGGUAUACCCGAAUCUUUCUACCCGAAUCCCCAAUUUCCCACCACAAUGCCAUUAGUUCACGGACAAACUGUCGACAAACACACCCGAUGCACGCACUACCACCUGGAUCUCGAUGUUAUUGCGAUUAAAUUCUCAUGUUGUAGCCUCUAUUAUCCAUGCUAUAAAUGCCACCAGGAAGAUCAAAGCCACGAGGUGAGUCCCUGGAACCCGAACUGUUUUGACACCGAGAAGGUCAUUCUAUGUGGAAUGUGUCAAAGUGAAUGGACGUUCAAUCAGUACAAAAAACAGCCGUGGUGUUUGAAUUGCCUGGCAAAAUUCAAUCCGGGAUGUGCUAAUCACUAUCAUAUCUACUUCGACACGAAAUGUACAACUAAGAGUUUACUGGAUUCUAAGGACUAA
Molecule: messenger RNA, 417 nt
Organism: Australozyma saopauloensis
Lineage: Eukaryota; Fungi; Ascomycota; Pichiomycetes; Serinales; Metschnikowiaceae
Exons: 1
Coding region: 1-417 (138 amino acids)
Biological process (GO): protein import into mitochondrial intermembrane space
Cellular component (GO): mitochondrial intermembrane space
Molecular function (GO): zinc ion binding
Source: RefSeq, a predicted model, not a curated record